CCUCGCCUCCUUCCUCUACUCUACCCAUAUCCCAGCCCGUCUUUGUCAACUCGCCGACUCCGGUUUCUACAACCCGCCCACCGGCACCCACUCCGCCAAGCGCCACCAUCCAGCAUCGUCCCCCCCCCCUCUUGCUCUACCUCGCGCUCGGCUUCCUCCGCGUCUUCCACAGCUCUCGCCCAACACCCGCCGCAUCACCCCCACUCGCCAUGCUCGCCCACCUCUUCGGCAUCAUGGCCGUAGGGGCCGCUGCCGCUCGUGUCGAGCCAAGGGACCCUUCGCUUGGCUGUCCUGCCCUCUACACAUACCCCACAGCGAGCGACAUUGUCGAGAUCACCCGCGACCCGGUCAUCUUCAAGUGGGACACGUCAUGCAAAGUGAACACAGACAAGAUUGACCUGUACCUCUACAUGGCUGAGGGCAACAAGCUUGUCAAGGCAUACCAAGGUAUCGCGUUCUCCGACGGCAAGUAUGAGGUGCAGCUCAUGCCUACGUGGUGGAACAGGACAGAGUCCACCACCAUGUACGUCAACAUCCUCAAGAACGGAGGUAUGGCGUGGGACACGACAUGGGCCCGUGGCCCCGACUUCAACGUCUCGUAUGACUCGAGCCGGUUUUACUCGGUCACAACGAGCAACGGCGUCGUUUUGACGAUCACAUCCGGCGCGCCAUCGCCGACGAGCGACACCGUGUUCGAGUCGGUCGACCAGCAGCAGGGCCAUAAGGUGUCCAAGGCGGUCAUUGCGGUCGCAGUCAUCAUCCCCAUCGUCAUCAUCUGUAUUCUCGGCGCGGUAUGGUUCUUCUUCUAUCGCCAGCGCGAGAAGAAGAAGCUGCAGCGCUGGUCGCAAGCGCUCAGCCAGGCCUCCAACAUGGAGUGGGAGAAGGGCGCCUUGCCUGGGGAGCGCAGCUCAUCCUACGGUAGACCGAGCUCGCAUUACUCCCGCGCCGGCCGCCCAAGCACGCAUUAUUCGACCACGAGCGGGCGACAAAGUAUGGCGGCCUAUGGACGCCCCAGCAUGUCCAGCGUUGGCCGGCCCACGUCUUCCGUUAUGCUUGACAAUAUGGCUGGCGCCGGUGCCGGCAUGCGCGCAGCCUUCCCCGCCCACGGCGAGUACGGUGAUGGCCCGACGCGUUCCUCGAUUACUAUGGCGGACGGCACGACGCGCCAGUCGCGUAUCUCGUUUGCGGAUCAGCCCCGGCCCUCAGUGGACGCGCUCCGGCAGCAUAUUCCUUCAGGCCUUUCGCAUGCCGACUCGUACUACAACUCGGCUGUGGAUGAUUCGCCGCCGAAGCGUGGCUCGCCUCCCGUCGACCCCUUCGCCACUAGAUCAUCAUUGGACGCGUUGCGGGACACCGAAGCGGCCGUGCUGUAUCGAAUGGAUGGUGCACCAGAGCCAGAGGCGGUCGAGGCACUUGAGCCUGAGCGCGACCAGCGUCUCUCGGUGCAGCCGCCCACCACGUCGGCGCAACCGGCAGUGGCCUACGGCCCAGACCAGAUGCUGGCCGUGUACGCGCAGCGCGGCAAGGUGAACGCCUCCCCCGUGAGCACUCCUACUCCUCCCCCUCCUGCUGCAAAGGGGCGCCCGAGCGCGAUGAAGCGGCUCAUGAGCUUCAAGGACCUCAGCAGUGGGCGGCGUACCCCGACCGGUCGCAGGACGCCCUCAGGGCGCGAUACCCCCGACCUUCCCCGCGGCGCCACGCCCGACCUCCCCCGCGGACCCUCGCCUGACCCGGAGAGUGUGCCCAUGCGCUCCCUCGUUCACCUCAACAACGGCGUCAUGUCAAAGGAGGCCGUGGACGCGAUGCCACGCCCCGGGCCUGGGGAGAUGCGCUCCAUGGUGCACCAGCACACCGGUGUGCUGUCAAAGCAGAAGGUUGACGCGAUGCCCAAGCCCGGUCCACCUGAGGCGUAUGAAGACGCUAACGAGCGGCCGUAGACGACGACUGGCUCAGAGUCUGGAGACCUCGUAAAGCUGGUAAGGAACCUCUGCCCGCCUGGACCUUGGGCCGGGCAAGCUAUCCUACCGGGCCACACCGGUGAUACACCCGGGUGUGCGGCAGCGCCGCGCCGCGCGCCGCGUGCCCUGUACGCUUAGAUAACGGCUUGUAAUGGAUCAUUUGGGAUGCCUCUUGACGGGGCUAUGCAUGUCUCGCUUGUGUCUGGG
Cutaneotrichosporon oleaginosum is the source of this 2165-nucleotide messenger RNA. RefSeq lists its product as uncharacterized. The record is from RefSeq and is a predicted model, not a curated record. NCBI's taxonomy places the organism in Eukaryota, Fungi, Basidiomycota, Tremellomycetes, Trichosporonales, Trichosporonaceae.